CUUAUCUUGUCGAAAUCCCUCCACUAUAUAAAAUGUUAUUUUCCAUGAUAGCAAUAUGCUGUGAAGUGGAAAAUCUAAGAACCAAAUUUGUCAUCCUGAAAUUAACAGUCCUUUUACGAUGGAUUUAGUAUGUAAAAUAUUAAGUUGGCUUGUGUCUCUGGUUGUUAUAUUAUCAUGCACCUGUAGUUCUGUUAGUGCUACAGUUACUUAUGAUGAUAAAGCUAUCAUCAUCAAUGGUCAAAGAAGGAUUCUCAUUUCUGGUUCUAUUCACUACCCAAGAAGCACUCCUGAGAUGUGGCCUGAUCUUAUACAAAAGGCUAAAGAUGGAGGCUUGGAUGUUAUUCAGACUUAUGUGUUCUGGAAUGGACAUGAACCUACUCAAGGAAAAUUUAAUUUUGAGGGAAGGUAUGAUCUUGUUCGUUUCAUUAAAACCGUGCAAGAAGCUGGCCUUUAUGUCCACCUCCGAAUAGGCCCUUAUGUUUGUGCUGAGUGGAACUUUGGGGGAUUUCCUGCUUGGCUUAAGUUUAUUCCUGGAAUUUCGUUUAGAACAGAUAAUGAUCCUUUUAAGGCGGAAAUGCAACGUUUUACAGAAAUGAUUGUCAACAUGAUGAAGUCGAACAAGUUGUUUGAACCCCAGGGUGGACCGAUUAUCAUGUCUCAGAUUGAGAAUGAAUAUGGUCCGGUAGAAUGGGAAAUAGGUGCUCCAGGAAAAGCUUAUACAAAAUGGUUCUCAAGCAUGGCUGUAGGCCUUAAAACUGGUGUCCCAUGGAUAAUGUGCAAACAAGACGAUGUACCUGAUCCAAUUAUAGACACUUGCAAUGGUUUCUACUGUGAGGGAUUCUUUCCGAAGAAGUCGUAUAAACCCAAGAUGUGGACUGAAGUCUGGACAAGCUGGUUAACAGAAUUUGGUGGCGCGGUCCCUUAUAGACCAGUCGAAGACUUGGCUUUUGCAGUCCUACGAUUCGUGCAGAAUAAGGGUUCUUUCUUUAAUUAUUACAUGUACCAUGGAGGAACUAAUUUUGGCCGGGAAUCUUCUGGUUUGUUUGUUGCCACCAGCUAUGACUAUGAUGCUCCUCUUGACGAAUAUGGAUUACCGAGGGAACCAAAAUAUGGACAUUUGAAACUAAUGCAUAGUGCCAUCAAGCAAUCUGAAGCAGCUUUAGUUUCAGCUGAUCCUAAAGUCUGGUCACUUGGCAAAAACUCCGAGGCUCACGAGUACAGGGCAAAAACUGGAGCUUGUGCUGCAUUUCUUGCCAACUAUGAUACUGAAUCUUCAGCGAAAGUUACCUAUUUCAAUAGGCAAUAUGACCUGCCUCCGUGGUCCAUCAGCAUUUUACCGGACUGCAAAAAUGAAGUUUUCAACUCUGCCAAGGUACAUUCCAAUAGUGUUCAUUUGAAUAUGGUCCCUGUGAAAGCAGCUUUCGAUUGGCAAUCUUCCACUGAAGAAGUUCCUAUUGCUGAUGAUGAUGAUACUUUCACAAAGUGGGGGUUGUAUGAGCAGUUAAAUCUUACUAAAGAUUUCUCAGAUUAUUUGUGGUACCUCAUAGAUGUGAAUAUAUCAGCGAAUGAAGCGUUCCUCAAGAAUGGAGAUGAUCCUAUUCUUACUGUUACGUCAGCAGGAGAUGCUCUGCAGGUUUUCAUCAAUGGACAAUCGUCAGGAGUUGCUUACGGAAGUCUGAAAAAUACAAAACUGACAUUUAACGACACUGUGAAAUUGAAGGCUGGCAUUAACAAGAUUUCUUUGCUGAGCUCUUCUGUGGGUCUUGCGAAUGUCGGUGUUCAUUUCGAGACAUACAAUAUAGGGGUUCUUGGUCCAGUUACCUUAAAUGGUCUGAGUGAGGGAACUCGAGACUUAACAAAGCAGAAAUGGUCCUACAAGGUUGGUUUAAAAGGCCAAGCUUCAAGUCUGCAUACACUUGGUGAAAGUUCUUCUGCUCAGUGGCUACAAGGAUCCUUGGUAGCUCAGAAGCAACCGCUGUCGUGGUACAAGUCUACUUUCGAUGCUCCAGAAGGAUCUGACCCUUUAGCAUUAGAUAUGAGUAGCAUGGGAAAAGGUCAAAUUUGGAUAAAUGGCGAAAGUGUUGGACGCCAUUGGCCUGGUUACAUAGCUCGUGGUAGCGGUUGUGGUAAUUGCAAUUAUGCUGGCACUUAUGAUGAGACUAAAUGCUUGAGCAAUUGCGGAGAACCCUCUCAAAAAUGGUAUCAUGUUCCCCGAUCCUUGUUAAAACCAACUGGGAAUCAGGUGGUUAUUUUUGAAGAAUGGGGAGGUAAUCCUUCCGGGAUUUCGUUGGUCAAAAGAACGGAACAAAAUUGAAGUAGCUGCUGCUGCUGCACUAAAUUUAAACAGAAGAAAGAUAUCACAAGUUCAUACUAGAUAAAAUUCUGGUUAGAAUUUGGGCUCCCUUCAAUUGUGGUGUUGAGAACAUAUAGUGGAAUGAAGCACAAAAUGACCAAUAUAGAUUUUAAUUAUGAAUGUGUAUUGAGCCACAUGUAACCAAAGCUUAUUCCAAUAUAUAACUUUUUGUCUUG
Daucus carota subsp. sativus is the source of this 2529-nucleotide messenger RNA. RefSeq names its product beta-galactosidase-like. Bases 119 to 2314 code for a protein of 731 amino acids. The record is from RefSeq and is a predicted model, not a curated record. Gene Ontology annotation, molecular function: beta-galactosidase activity. Gene Ontology annotation, cellular component: cell wall; vacuole. Lineage: Eukaryota; Viridiplantae; Streptophyta; Magnoliopsida; Apiales; Apiaceae. Gene Ontology annotation, biological process: carbohydrate metabolic process. The transcript has 18 exons.